UUGGGGCCGUUGGCUGAGCGGUGAUUGGCAGGCGGAGCGGGGGUGGCUCCCUUUCCUCUGCCUGAGGAGCAAGAGCGGCCGCCAUUGUCGCCUCAGAGAGCAGCUGGAGAAGGAGGAGAAGGAAGAAGGCAACGACGACGACAGAGAAAGAAGCGAGCGGUCGGGCAGCGCCGCGGCAAGCCGGUUGUGUUUCGUCGGGCGUUGUCUUGGCUGCCCAAUGUGAAGGAGGACAAUAAAAGAAUAACAUUUUUACAACAGUGAAGAGAGAAAUCAGAAAUGAAGAAAACACGUCUUUGGCUGCCUAAAGUGCAGUUCAUGGUUCAAGGAAAAGGUCAUGGUUAACAAAAAGCAUGGCUUACAUGAAUGCACAGGAUUAUCUGUAGGGAGAAAAUGGACUCAAAGCCGUCAAGAAUUCCACGAGCUGCUCAACCAUCCAGUUCUGGAAAUACUAGGACAGGAAUUGGAAGUGGAGGAACCAGUUUAACAGACUCAUAUCGUAUAAGAGAGUCUCCACUGAGACCGGAAGCUAUAUGCCAGGAAUCUAGCAGACUUCAUAGUUCCAGUAGAGGAGAUUGGGCAGUUGGAGAAAGAGAAGUAUAUGAAAGCCGAUGGAAGCUUCCAGCUUCUUCUCCAACGCGCUACUCAGGAACACUUGAUCGUCCAUGGUCUGGAAGAUUCUUGGGAAGCAGAAACAGAUUGUCUAUGUCAUCAUCUUCGCCUCUUACAUCUUCAUGGUUUGGUGAAUCUGAAAGAACUCAGGGAGCAUAUUCUUCAAGGCUACAUAACCAGCAACAGGAUACUGAUUCUAAGAGACCUAAGCUUUCUUAUGCAUCUACCUCCAGUGUGAGAAGUAAUGGUUUAAAUACAGUUUCAGAUUCCUCAUGGCGGUACAGUGAUGUGCCCAGAUCUUCAUCUAUGGUACUUGGAUCAUUAGGAACUGAACUUGUGAGAGAGAGGAGAGAGCUAGAAAGAACAGACCCGUCUGUUAGUAGUCUUGUGGAUUGUAGUCACAGGAAUGGUGAUUUCCCAUCAUCAUCAUAUCUGCAAGAAAGAUCAGCUUCUUCAUAUGCACAGGGAGCAAGACCAAAAGAAACUUCAUUGAGCUCUUUGAGACUGAACACAUCCAUGAACCGCCAGUUGCCUUCUGAACAUCAAUCAUCAUUACUGUCUAGAGACCAUAGCUGGAAUUCAAGAUCUAACUAUAUCCCAAGAGAAUUAGAGUCUUCUGAAAGGAAUAUACAGCCAGAAUUUACCCAUGGUGCAGUGAGAAGUGGAAUCAGUUCCUUGAGUGGUUCUGAAAGAGUUACACCGUCUCAAAGGUCACUAAGCGAGCCUCCGUCUGAUAAUGAAGGAAGACGUUCAACAAGGCAACUACUGUCUCGUUUAGCUUCCAGUAUGUCCUCCACAUUUUUCUCUAGGAGGUCUAGCCAAGACUCUUUCACUUCCAGGCCUGAAGAUUCACCCAUUCCAAGAGCUCACAGUACUAUCCAAGCUAGUGCAACCAGCACAGGUACCACUUCUGAAGGUACAGAAGCUCAGACUCCUGAUGUUGCUCAGGGAUUUAGCUUUCUUAGAAGACGAUGGGGCCUGUCAGGUGUUGCCUCAAAUCAUAAUACUGAUUCAGAAACUGAAAGCUACAGGCAUGAGUCUGAAAGCAGAAAUACAGGUUCCUGGCUAUCAUCUUCUCUCAGGAACAGAUGUACACCUUUGUUUUCCAGAAGGAGGAGAGAAGGAAGAGAUGAAACUGCAAGGACCUCUACCUCUGAAGCACCUCCAAGAUCACUACAUCUUUUUAGGAGAAGAGAGUCUGGUGGGGAGGCAUCUCUUGAAGCACAAAGUGAAUCCAUCAGGCCUGCUGCUAGGCCGCCAACACCUGCAGUGCCUAAUGGUGCUACAUCUGUUGCCUCAGGGCAUGAUUCAGUGCAUGGUAGAAGGAAUUCAGGAAUAUCAGGGAUGUUUCCUGGCUCACUUUUCCGGUUUGCAGUGCCCCCAACACUGGGGAACAAUCUGUCUGAUAAUGUUAUGAUAACAGUAGAUAUUAUUCCUUCAGGCUGGAAUAAUCAGCCUGAUGGACAAGACACUGACAAGUCUAAAAUGCCACCUUCAAGAGAUCCUGAAAGGCUUCAGAAAAUUAAAGAGAGUCUCCUUUCAGAGGAUUCAGAAGAGGAAGAGGGAGAUUUAUGUAGAAUUUGUCAGAUGUCAUCUACAUCUCCUACUAACCCUUUAAUAGAACCUUGUAAAUGCACUGGGAGUCUGCAAUAUGUUCACCAGGAUUGUAUGAAGAAGUGGCUGCAGUCCAAGAUAAACUCAGGCUCUUCAUUGGAAGCAGUUACUACUUGUGAGCUGUGCAAGGAGAAGCUGCAUCUCAAUUUCGAUGAUUUUGAUAUCCAUGAGCUUCAUAGAGCACAUGCAAACGAACAAGCAGACUAUGAAUUUAUCAGUUCUGGGCUUUACCUUGUAGUGUUGUUACACUUGUGUGAACAACGCUUUUCAGAUAUGUUGGGGACUACAAGUGAGGCCAACACACGUGUCCGGUUUAUUAAUCUUGCGAGAACUCUUCAGGCACACAUGGAUGAUAUUGAAACAGCUUCCGAUGAUGAAGAUUCUGAAGAUGGUGAUUUCGGUAGAACUCUUGAUACUUCAUAAUUGCAGAUGGAAGGACUGGGUAUUCAACAGACACACAUAUCACCAAUAUACUUCUGUUUAGUAAAAUACACUGAAUAUUACUAGAUUUCUGAAGCAUUGCUGAGUUCAAAUAUCUGCUGUUGCACACUGAUAUCCAGAGAUCUGAAUAUUCAGUCUGCACUUCUUUGAGAUUAAUGACAUGUAUGCCUUUUAAAAUACCAGAUUUUUAUGUGUAAGGAUUUUUUUUCUUUUGUAUAAAAUUCUUACAAUAAUCAGUUAACAGUUCUGGGAAACAUUUCUCAAGUUGUGUUCUUCUGUUGGCUAAGUUGUAACAUUAAGCGUGUUUGCAAAUCCAAGUCACGGGGAGGGGAAUAAUUCCAUGUUAGCCUUCAGUUUAAAAAAACCGCCUUUGGGAAGUAGCAAAAUUUUGCUUCCAGUGUUAACAACCUAGAUUGAAUGAGGGAAUGAAUGGGUUCUGUGACAUUAGUGUUAAGUUUCUUUUUUUUUUCUUGGAAUGAUUAACUCAAAGCAAUAAACUUGCAAGGGGCUACUAAUAAGCGUUAAUUAUGGCUUUUAUAAGUAUUGAUUUAAAAACUGCGGGUUAUAUUUGAUAAUAUUAUUAUGUAGAUGUUCCAGCUGUAAACACUGGCACUUCAGCAUUCCUGGAAGGAAUAAAACAUGGUUUAGGACUUAACCAAACUAUUUAUCUUAACUAAUCUUUUUUAGAACCCACAUUCACUGCUGAAGCACUUAUUAUCAGUGUGUUUUCUAUGUUGUCACUUGUUGAAUAAAAAUUACAGUGCAUAUAA
Molecule: messenger RNA, 3434 nt
Organism: Pogona vitticeps (central bearded dragon)
Lineage: Eukaryota; Metazoa; Chordata; Lepidosauria; Squamata; Agamidae
Gene: MARCHF7
Product: membrane associated ring-CH-type finger 7
Biological process (GO): protein autoubiquitination
Cellular component (GO): nucleus
Molecular function (GO): zinc ion binding; ubiquitin binding; ubiquitin conjugating enzyme binding
Source: RefSeq, a predicted model, not a curated record